Molecule: messenger RNA, 2253 nt
Organism: Fulvia fulva
Lineage: Eukaryota; Fungi; Ascomycota; Dothideomycetes; Mycosphaerellales; Mycosphaerellaceae
Product: Citrinin biosynthesis cluster MFS transporter mrr1
Exons: 4
Coding region: 1-2253 (750 amino acids)
Biological process (GO): transmembrane transport
Molecular function (GO): transmembrane transporter activity
Source: RefSeq, a predicted model, not a curated record
AUGUAUGAGAAAGACGGUACACCAUGUGGCGAGGCAGUCCUCGUGCUGUUGGACAAUGAACGGGAGCGCGAGACCUGCCUGUUGCUACAAGCGAUCGUUGGUCCACCUCCUCCACUUCUGAACGACCGAAAGCAAUGCUCUGCUUUUCACACCCGCAUUAUGUCAGAGAAACGAGAGAGCGAUGGCAGCGCACACUGGAGACUCACCUCGCUUUUCCGUCCCAUACCGCAGUCAUUGCUACCCCAAAGCAACCGAUCGAGUCAAUUGACGAUACGGGAUAUAGCUGGGCCACAUCUUUCCUUGCUGACACCAGCACUACUGAGUCGAAUAGGAAGCACCAGCCCGGAAUCGGACACUGUCCAACUGACACAACGCGAUAUCCCUCGACCGGAAUCCGUAUACUCCGUCAAGUCACCGGCGGAAUGCUCACCCUCGGAUGUUGCGAGCACGUUCAGGACGGCCAACGACGAGAUUGACGAACAUCCAUCCCACGUGCAGCACAGAUAUUCUCGUUCUACCAGCGAGCCAGCCAAACCUCGUCAGAAGACCAUCAGCCAAUAUUCUGUACGCACUCCCUCAUCGAGAGCAAGCAUCAGCACCUAUCUCGUCAAGCCACCAGAAGCUCGCGACACAACGUUCCUAGUAGAAUUGCCCGCUGCUGUGCCUUCACUACGAUGCUCCAUUCGAUCGAGUCGUGCUUCCUUGAUUGAUGCCAAGACUGGUGCUUUGCUGGAAAAGAGUUCUGCGCCACCUCCCUUACCGAUCAAGCCGUUGCCAAAAUCUAUUGAUUUGGAGAAGGCCGAGCCGCAACCACGCCACUUGGACGAACAAGUAGCCCCGGGAAACACCAUCAAUUGGCCGAAAAGUAGGAAGUGGGCAUCGACUUCGGCACUCGGGUUCGUCGCAUUCUGCAUAGCCUUCGCUUCGUCAGUCUUGACUCCAGUCAGUAACGUCGCCAGCCAGGAGUUGGGAAUCUCCAAAGAGGCGAUGGUGCUCGCGACAACACUCUUCCUCGUGGGCUUGAGCAUUGGUCCUCUUCUAUGGUCGCCACUGAACGAGUUGUGCGGACGAAGAACAACCCUCCUGGUCGGCCUGGUGGGGUUCGCCAUCAUGCAGGUACCUUGUGCCCUUGCUCAAAACUCGUCUAUGCUCCUUGUCUGUCGAUUCAUAGGUGGCGUCUUUGCCGCGAGCUCCCUCAUGUCUGUGAUCGUAUCCUUGACGGAGUCAUGGACCUCACUCGACCGCAGACUUGCUAUGACCGUCUUCUCAGCAGCGAUGUUGAUCGGAAUCUGUGUCGGCGCUGUCGUUGGAGGUCCGCUGGCUGACAGCACUGUGCUCGGUUGGCGCUGGACAAGCUGGAUCGUUCUGAUUCUUUGCUUUCCGUUCGGCUUGGCCUGCGCCAUAUGUCACCAAGAGUCCUCCGCAGAGGUACAGAUGCGCCGACGUGCUAAGAGAUCACAGUCGACACCGCUCUGGAGGCCCGAGCCAAUGAUCGCGAAGACUGGCUCGAUGACAGGUGGCAUGAUGAGGAGGCACGUGUGCACACCUAUUUGGAUGUUCAUGACAGAUCCUAUCCUGUGCUUAAUAACGGUAUACAUGGCUUUCAGCGAUGGCGUGUUUUACUGGCUCUUGGAGGCGUGGCAGAUCUCAUUUCACGAUGAGAGACACUGGCCAUUGAAACUUGCUGGUCUGCCUUUCGUUUCUGUCAUCGUUGGGGUCUGCAUCGGUUGUGCGGCCAGUCUAGUGCUCACGAGGAUCAGGUUUCGUGGGAUAGUGAGAAAGCAUGGCCGAUUAUGUCCGGAGGAACGGCUCCUGCCCAUGGUCGCUGGAAGUAUCGCGCUACCGGUGGGCCUCUUCCUUUUCACCUGGACCGCAUCUCCAGCCAUCUCGCCUAUACCGGCGAUCGCCGCUGGUGUGCUGCUUGGUUUCGGCUUCCUUCUGACCUUCUUGCAAGGCAGCAACUUCAUCGUCGGCGUCUAUGCUGCUCAAGCCACCUCCGCCAUGGCCAUCAAUACCUCAAUACGAUUCCUUACGGCGGCAGCCUUCGCAGCCUUCGCAGGACCGAUGUGUCUGGGCCUACAGCCACAAUGGGCAGGCACCCUACUAGGCACGCUCGCUAUCCUCUUCAUACCGCUUCCGAUCUUGUUCUUCAAGUUUGGAGUCAAACUGCGAGCCAUGAGUCGCUUUACACCCAAGCUGACUGCCGGCAGUUCGCCUGUCGUGGGGUUUCCGGCACAACAGCAGGAUCAAUGA